AAAACCAGACCCUGCUAUCUUCCCCACUUCGCCCAUUCCGCCCCAGACACUACAAAAAAAAAAAACACCCCCCCAAAAUAUUUUCCAGAAUCAAUCAAACCCAUUUUUGUUCAUUUCCAGAACGACAUCGUAUCCCACAAGCAGUAAGGCUCACUACUUGUUGCAGAGAGGGGAAAUACAAGAAUUUGUGGGGAGAGCAAGAUUAGACAAAAGCACCAAAGAUGCAAGGAGAUCAAGAAAACAUUGCUGAUGCCUUAUCAAACAUCCCUGUGAAGCGUAAACGUGGACGCCCACGGAAAUAUCCAAGACUUGAUCCUCAAGAGAAUGCUUCUCCUGUGCCCAGGUAUCAGAACCUGAACUUGGGAGAGAAUGCUGCUGUUCCCCCUCCUGGAUUUGUAAGGAGCAACGGAAACCAGGCCCAACAAGCAGCACCAACUAAUGGUACAAGUACAACUGAUAACAUGGUGGGAAUGGUUGUUUCUGGUGUUGUUGAAGCAUCAUUUGACGCCGGCUACCUUCUCAGAGUUAGGGUUGGUAAUACUGGUACCACUUUGAGGGGUGUUGUCUUCAAGCCUGGACAUUACGCUCCUGUUGUUCCAGAAAAUGAUGUGGCUCCAGAUGUUGAAAUGAUCCAACGGCAUGAAAUUGCCCUCCCAGUUGAGAACCAUUCUUCUGUUCAUGGCCAUAAACCUCAUUCAAGAGAUGCUUCCCACCCCGUUAAUCAUGUGGCUCCGGUGGCUGCACAAAAUGUUAAUCGAGUAACGUCCAGAGGCAACUUGAUGCCUGUUGUGCUCGAACCUUGCAAGGUAUCAAAUGGCCCGGCACUCACCAGUGAAUCGAAUCCCGUUGCAACCCAGGCUGCAACCGUAGCAACCUCAAAAGGGAAACAGGUUGUAUCAGCUGCUCCAUCGAAUGGGUGUUCAAUUCCCAACGACCAGGCGUCAGCAGUUCAAAAUCAAAUGCUCGGGUCCCAACCUCACACCGGCCAUCAGGUAAUAUAUGAUGCUAAAAUAAAUGAGAAUGGUCCUACUGAUCCACCCUCUGUAGAGGAGCUGCGUAAGACAGAAGCCAAGCAAAUGACAUUGCCUGAGAAUGUGCCCUCAGAAUCAACUGAGAGUCACGUAGAGGCUAGUAACUUGGCUACUCAACCCUUAGUCGAGCCCCUGCAAGCAGUAGAGCAUAAAGACCAUCCUGCAUCUGCUUCCAAACCAAUGGAGGAUGGCAGAAAUGGCAAAAUGUCCGAGCUAUUGCAGGUUUUGCAGGAAAGCAUGAAGGAGAGGAUGAAGGACCAAACUGAGAAACUGUUCGGAGAUGGACAAAAUGAUCAUUCAAGCACACCUUCACAGGCAUCUUGAACGAAUGUUAUGUAUACGUGCCUCCUUGUUGGACAUCAGGUCUUAGCAUGAUCAGCCAAUUGUGUAUUAGGAAUUUAAAUUUUUUUCUUUUUUAAAUGAUGAAGGAUGCUGGGAAAGUUCAUUUAAGUACUGUUCUCUUAUGUAGGACUGAGAAGAUUUUAAUUUUACCCUGUUGUAGUUUUAUUUGACUAAUAAAUGUAUUUUUGUUUUUUUU
Molecule: messenger RNA, 1569 nt
Organism: Rosa chinensis
Lineage: Eukaryota; Viridiplantae; Streptophyta; Magnoliopsida; Rosales; Rosaceae
Exons: 3
Coding region: 222-1355 (377 amino acids)
Source: RefSeq, a predicted model, not a curated record